AUGCGCAAGUCUACAAAAUAUUCGUGAGUCAAAAAAAACAAAAAAUAGGAAAAAUAAAACUUUUAAAGGAAAACAAACGAUAAAAAUGUACGCAGCGAUGAUGCGGAUUCUCGCUCGGAAGUCAUUAGAAAAUAUUCGAGAAGAAAUCCAGCACCACCCACCGUGAAUUCUUGUAUUUCAACAACAGUCGAAUGCAACCCGUUGAUUCCUGAUAUGAAACUCGAAAAUGGAGAUCAAAAAUGCUCGUUCACCUUAGAAGAUGGUGGAAAAAUGGUGAAAAUUACGCGAAAAAAUGGGGAUCUUAUUUACAUGUUGCGUUGUGCUGAUGGAAAACGCGUUUUUAUUGAGAAAAAUGAGGUUGGCGCUUGCUUGCUUAUGACAAAUGAAAGAGGAAAUAUCACAAAAUCACUUGCCGCACAAUAUUGA
Caenorhabditis angaria is the source of this 426-nucleotide messenger RNA. Lineage: Eukaryota; Metazoa; Nematoda; Chromadorea; Rhabditida; Rhabditidae. The record is from the annotation of a GenBank genome assembly.